This is a messenger RNA of Euleptes europaea (tarantolino), 889 nucleotides long. RefSeq names its product fibroblast growth factor binding protein 3 (gene FGFBP3). NCBI's taxonomy places the organism in Eukaryota, Metazoa, Chordata, Lepidosauria, Squamata, Sphaerodactylidae. The record is from RefSeq and is a predicted model, not a curated record. Gene Ontology annotation, biological process: cell-cell signaling. Gene Ontology annotation, molecular function: growth factor binding. The coding region runs from base 119 to 889 and encodes 256 amino acids. The transcript has a single exon.
CACUGCUUACCAGUAUCUGUUUCCUUAGGACUUGGGGAAUGUACAGUGACCUUCAGCUAGGAUUUUAUGACUGAUGUUCUUUAAAUACAAAAGGCAACAGAUCCACUGACUUCAGGAGAUGAGGCUCCCCCGAACCCUUCUUCUCACCUUGCUGUUCCUGGGCUGCCUGGAAUGUGCUGCCGGCAGGAAAGGCAAAGAGAACAGUGAAAAAGCCAAGCCGUCCUCUCCCUGGGCACAGAACGGACAGUUCUCCACUCGUGACAAACAUCUGUGCAGCUGGCAGCUGAUCACAGGGGAAGAAGUCACUGAGAUCCACCUUAGCUGCCACCAGCUGGGAGAGGACAGUGGCCCGGGGCAGCAAUGCAUCUACCGGGGCCAGCCAGAAUUGUGUGCUGCCUACAGCUCCAAAGGCCGUCAGUUUUGGAAGCAGAUCCUGGGCAAGCUCCGCAGAAAGCACCACCCCUGCCAGGACAGCAGCCCACUCAAAUCCCGGCUUUGUAGUAGCAAGAAAGGGGCAUCAGAGGCAGAGCUGCACCUAGUACCCCCGACUCUGACCACAGCAGUCCCGCUGGCUGACAGCACUGCUAAAGGCAGAUCCAAGGGAAAGGCCCGUGCUAAGGACUUGCCAGUACCACAGAAACCACCUCAGACAUCCCGGGCUAGGGUGGUCACUAGCUCAGGAAAGGCAGACGCCCAGGACAAGCGCAGCAAAGGGGGAAAGAAGGUCACUCCCGGCCCCUCAGUGGCUCCAACCCACCCAUCCAGCAGGGGGGGUACAGCAGGCGUGGAACGCAGUAUAUGGCCCACAAAGGUCGACGUGGCAGCAAUUUACUGCGAAGAGAAGUGGUACGCAAUGUGUGCCUUCUUUGUGAAUUUUUGGAACGGCUGA